Mya arenaria is the source of this 5202-nucleotide messenger RNA. RefSeq names its product cytokine receptor-like factor 3. The coding region runs from base 92 to 1438 and encodes 448 amino acids. Lineage: Eukaryota; Metazoa; Mollusca; Bivalvia; Myida; Myidae. Gene Ontology annotation, molecular function: protein binding. The record is from RefSeq and is a predicted model, not a curated record. The transcript is spliced from 9 exons.
UUUGGGAGAUUAAUGGCCGCCUCCUUCAAUCUUAAGGCAAAUUUGUUGAGGUUUAAUUCAUUUUAGCGUCUCAUUUGACCAAAUCUACAACAUGAGUACAGAUGAGCUGAUACAGAAUGUCAUUGACACAUUGGACACUGCACAUAGUCAGCAGAUGCAGCUGAACCAGCAGCUCGAGUCGCUUGUACAUGCAAAGCAACAGAUAGAGGAGAGUUCCAGCAAUGCUAAGGACAGCGUACGCACCUACUUUGAUUCAGUAAGGGAGUCCCUGUAUUCUGCACUGACCAAGCGUAUGAACCAAUUGUUGGGAGAAGUUGACAGACUGGAAUCUUCCAACCUUCAACCGCUGUUAGAAUGUGAGGACAUGAUCACAACUGCCAUGUCUGCCGCAACAUCAUGCAUGGAAAAAGGUAAGGAAGUGCUAGCCAGUGGACCAGAGGACCAUGUAGACGAUUUGCUCAAGUUUAAGGACUUUGCACUUUCAAAGGAUCUCAACAUAGUUCCAGAGGUACCAAAUCUUUAUGAUGUUGCGUUCUUGGAUGUUGUGUUUCAAGACGGGAUAUCUCGAGAGCUAGGGGAGGUAAUAUCUCAAGUGGGACAUGUGACAGAUCGUCCCUCAGUACACGUCACUGAAGUGGAGGAGAGGCCAGGUGCACUGCUUGUUAAGUGGGAAGAGCUUGAUGACCACAUUGAAGCAGUCCAAUUCCGUCUCCAGUUUUGCUAUGGAGAGGUAAAGGCCAGCCAGGCUCACAGAGCCACAUUCCAGAAUACUUACACAGGACCAAACAUGCACCACCUGGUAAAGAGGUUGAAGGUGAAGCAGCCGUAUUCUUUCCGGGUGAGUUGUCGUGGUGAAAAUGAGGACCAAUGGAGCGUGUGGAGUGUGCCUAGAGUUGCGUCAACAUCCAUCAGUCACUAUGAAUGGGACGACUCUAGUGAGGGGUAUUCCACGAGUAACGAAAGCAAAAUUGCUACUAGGACCACCGGUCUAACCCGGGCUCUAUACUCCAAGACGCAAUGUUAUCGAUCGGGAUAUCCGAUAUCAUUCAAGAUUCUAGACUCCGGGGAAAAAUCACCACUGGAUGGAUUGGGUAUUGCUGUCACGAAUGAUGACAUUAACUCUAUGAAGAGAGAGGGAGCUGUGUUUCUUGCGUGUGAUGGGACUGUGUUCAUAGAUGGGCAGGAGAUGAAAACUCGCCUACCAUGUCUCACUCGGAAUUCUUUGGUAACCAUAGAAACAGAGAUACUGCCCAACGGUAAGGUGAGGGCCAGCGUACAAGUAGGAGACAAGGAACUAACAUUCGACUGGAAAGUUGGGAAGCAGGUCACGCUUGGAAUGAUCGGGGGCCUCGGCAUGUCGCCCCUGACCGAGUCUGCACCUUGUUUCUUCUUUGGAAUGAUGUUUAGUCAUGAGGAUUGGAAAGUCAGUGUGGAAUGAUACAUACGGCAUUUAGGACUUUGAAUGUAGGUUUUAUUGUAAAUUGUGUGUUCAAGUCAUGUUUUGUGCAAUUUUAUGUGUAAUGAAUUCCAGGUUUUUGUUGCUGGUUUUCCCAAUAAAAAUAACAAUGGUAUUGUCAUCCUGUUGGUGUCAUCGUUGUUGUUGUUAUAAACAAAAGUUGUAAUGAAUUCCAUAGGUUUAGUUGCUAUCUCGUCAAGAAAAUUGUUGUUGACAUCAUUGGCAUUGUCUUUGUCAGGCGAAACCAUUUUUGUUUCUACUGUGUUUGUCAACAUAUGCCCCUUUAACGACUGAGAAAAAUGAGAGAGGGCUAGGCUUGGCCUACAGUGUUUUUGUUGUGAUUAAUUAUUUUCAGUGUAUUAAUAUAAAACAUGCGAAAAAAUAUUAAAGGGACCAGACACCGAAUGGUCCCAAAAUUGACAAAUACACUAUGAAACAACUUAGAAUUGUCAAUACAAGCUAUAAUGAGGCCCAUAAUACAUCUCUUUACGCGAUUAAAAAAAUACUUUGUUGCUGUCUUAACUGUGUUUACCUGUUUUAAAACAUCACAUAGUCAUAAGGUUUCCCAGUUUAUAGUGUGUAUAUUUAGCAUGUGUAAGUCAGAAAGUUAGUACAGAUACAAAUACCUACACUAUUUUUAAAUUUACAGUAAAUUACAAAUUGGAAAAAUACAAGUGUCAUUAGCGAUUUUAUAUAUCAAUCAGUAAGAUUCAAUGCGAUGUUCACAAUGAUAGAAAUUUUAUGUAAGGUUUUGACAAUUUCCUUUUUUCCGUGCAAUUGAAUCAUCUGGUGUCUAGUCCCUUUAAAUGGUGCUUAUAUUAGAUUUUGUAUAGGUAGUUUUAUUGCAUUUAAAACUUCAUUGCAUUGUGUUAUAGGACUAUAGGUGUUUUGGGCAGUAUGAGAUGUACCAAGAACUUUCGUUUUAAACUUUGUGUAUAAUAUGUGGCUUGUAUAUAUCCUAGUGCUGUUUAUUGGUAGUCAUAAAGUCAAAUGUUUUAUUGUGUAAUUUAAAACUUUGUCUUAAAGACGUAAUCUACAUAUUCUAAGUCAUAAUAUUUGAGAAUAUUACCGGUAUUAAUCGCCAAAAAAUUACAAUUAACUUAAAAAAUAUAGAAAAUUUUACCGAUAAAUUGACAUUUAUUCUGAACUAUAAUUUUUUAGUAUACACUUUUGUUAUUUGAAGUAUGAUAUAUAAACCUGUAUUGAAUACAAAAAUUUAUAUCAUCUUGAAAUAAUGUUAUAGUAUUAUUUUGAUAUAGCUAGUGUAAUAACUUUUGACAUGACAUCGUAAAUGAAUAACUUUUUUAAAAAAAUGAGCGUACUAAAUGCAAGUUUUUUUAUGUAUUUAGCGCUGAAAAUCAUAAAUGAUUAUAGAUAAUUAAUAUAUAAAUAGAAAAUCACAUUUAAAGUUACUAAAUAUGAAAUUUACUAUUAAACAUUAUUCACCAAAAUAGAUAAAAUCUCGUCAUUUUAAUAAAUUUAAAAAAAAUCUAUGUGUUAAUACAGUUUACAUCGUAUAUUCUAUAUAAAUGUUUGGAAUUCAUGUUAAAUAUCUCAUUUUUCAUUGUCUUUAAACAAUAUCAAAUAUAAGUUAUUACAAGGCAAAAGAAUCUCAAUGUUGUAACUAUUAGAAACGUUUUACCAUAAUGACACAGACAGAAUGUUAGAAUCUGCCUGAUUUUCUGGGGACAGCAAAUUCACUUGUUAGUAUGUUUAAAAACUGAUGGCCAGGUGGAUAUCACAUUCUGUGGUCCAUAGAACUGUAUAUACUCUGUUAUCUUUCUUACUCAUGUUUUUUUUCUUGUCAUUUCAUAUAGUAUAUUUUGUAUGUAUAUUUUUAAUACAUACUUUAAUUGUUUUUCAACUUAUUUUUAUUGUUGGAAAAAAAUCUUAUUAUUUUUAAUUUUGUGGACCAAUUUGUGUUCUAUGUUCGUGUUGUUUAUCAAACAUGAAAAGAUAACUCUGCAAAGCUUUUGACCUUACUAAUAUUUUCAUAAAAUGUUUUGUUCAUAGGUAACUAUGUAAGAUUCUUUAGAUCACAUGAUAAUUUUGUCGUCAAAAAGGAAGAUUUCAUUAAUUUUCAGUAAAAUGUUUGACACUAAAUCAGUAUGGCGAAAUGUCGUCCAUGUCAAGUUACAAUAUUGUAAUAUAAGAAAAUAUGUAAUGGUAUAUUACACUCAAAACAAGCUACACCAUGUGAUAAAUGAUUAUUAUAAUGGAAACGGAAAAUGUAUUAGUCGUUUAAUUGGACAUUAUAUGAAGAAGUUUUGAAAUUAUUUUCCUUGAAAAUAAAUAAAAAUUCUGGGCUUUUCCCUGAAAAACAAAUGAAGGGAUGGGUGGGGAGGGGUUGGGGUGCCCCUUCCGUGUAGUAUUUAUUUAGAACUUUUAAACUGUAAAUAGUGUGUUCUAGUGCUAUCUAAACAUCAAAAUAUGAUUUAUUUCAAGAAUCCCCUGGGCCCUAGUUUACAAAUGGCCUCAAAGUCUUAUUUUGACUCAGACUUAGAAAGCAAAUUUUGUAGAUGAUGAAAACAACCUUUAUAUUUUAUUAUUUUUUCGUAAUUUGUUUUAAUCAUAGGGUAAUUAUUUCAGCACUGAACACUUCUAUUGCUCUACUUGAAAGAACGUUACAAAAAAAGAAAGAUUUGAAGUUUUUUUAUCUUGGUGUUUGAUGGUAAAUGUGAUAAAUUGUAAUCCAUAUCAUGUCAUGAUGUAGUUCUCCUGGUUAAUCUAAGUUUGUGACAAUUUCCUCUGCUGUGAUCAAAAGUGUGAUAUACAAUUUGAAAUUAAUUCUAGCCUCGAGUCAAACUAAAUUGUUUAUAGCAUAUUAUAUGGCAAUUGAUAGGUUAAUGUGUUGAAUAAUUGAUGGAAUCGUGACUAUGAAGAACUGAACUGUGCAUAAAUAUUAUUAACCAGAUGGGCCCUGUGGAAAAGACCAACUCAAAAUAUUCAACAACAGCUACCAAAGUCACUCUAUUGCACCCCAAAAUGGAAUGAAAUAUAAAGAAUUAUGUCUCUCCCCAUCAAUGGGGAGACAUUUUGUUUUUGCUCGAGUUGUGUGUGUCCUUCACAAACAUUGUGCUCCCAUACUUUUUGAACACCUUGAAGGAUUUUUAAUAACUAUCCACAAAUGUACACCAUAUUAAGACAAUGUGCAUAGCGCAUGUUACAACCAGCUUGGUUCAAGGUCAAGGUAACACUUUGACGUUAAAGGUCAUAUGACUAAAAUAUGAUUAUUUUUCAUGACCACUAUAUUUGUCCUGAACCCCUUAAGGGAUUUUGAAAUAACUCCCCAUUAAUUUCCCAAUGUCAAAUGUUGUGGAACUCCAACAACCACAGGGGCAGACAUCUGUUUUUGAUUAAAAAAAAACCAUUCUAGUUACUGUUGAUGUUGUGUUUUUUCUAUGAACAUAGCUAAGUUGUUUUAGCGCUUUCUUGUUAAUGAGUGUGCCGCCAAUAUUGUAUGAUAAUGAAUUUUAGUCAAGAUCACUUAUUGAAUAGAAAGUGCUUUUUGCAAAUUCUGUUGUGACAAAAAAAAUUGUAUUUGAAUUAGUUUAUAUUACAACAUGGAUUUAUCAGUUUGAAAUGCGAUGGUAUGAUACAAUCGUAAUGGCUAUUCCAGUUAAACAUAAAAAUCAUCGCAGGAGCACAGUUUCAAAUUGAACUUGGCCCCUUUAGUAGAUUUAGCAAAAAAAAUGUAUAUGAACCUCCCCCUAUAUUCUUUAUUUUUGCCCGGGGGGGGGGGGGGG